Molecule: messenger RNA, 720 nt
Organism: Phlebotomus papatasi
Lineage: Eukaryota; Metazoa; Arthropoda; Insecta; Diptera; Psychodidae
Gene: crim
Exons: 2
Coding region: 73-564 (163 amino acids)
Biological process (GO): regulation of synaptic transmission, cholinergic; positive regulation of voltage-gated potassium channel activity; sleep
Source: RefSeq, a predicted model, not a curated record
UCGUGCUAUAAAGUUGUCAUCGAGGGCGUUGUUUGUUUUGGUUUUCUCAAUUUACAAAAAUCCUGCCAGAAAAUGCAUUCCCAGGUGGUUUUUGGUAUUCUCUUUUGCCUGGCUACAUUCCAUAAAGCAUCUGGAAUCUGGUGCUAUCGCUGUACUUCAGCCACUCCCGGAUGUGGCCUGUAUGACUUCAAUUGGCGCGGGAUUGGAUACCUGGGGGAACAGUGCCCAGAAGAUGAUGACAUCUGCAUGAAGGUGAUCGAAAAGACAGGCACUAGCGAGACUGUAAUUAGGGACUGCUUCAGCUCCCUCCGGGCCUUCAGGACGGACAUCCCAGCAGACAGGUAUGAAGGCUGUCGACCGGCUGCCAAGGAUGUCCGUCUCGGUCACUACGUUAACAACAGCAUUCGGGAGCUGGAUGUCCAUCGAACUCACUUCGACAGUACCACCUUUUGCUUCUGCUUCCUGGAUCACAGAUGCAACUCCUCGCCUUCCAUCAGCCUCUCACUGGCAGUCAUCGCAGGGACUACAAUUUUCAUUCUGUGGCAUUUAUUGAGCUUCAAUUAGGUUUACACAUCUCAAGGAAAGGUCUAAAGUUCUAAACGUCCGACUAAUUCCGUCCAUUUUUUUAGUGUAGUAAUAACUUUUUUUUUAAAAAAAUUACCAAUAAAAAGAAUCACUGAAUUAGUGCCUGAAAAAGGUGAUUGAAUGAAAAGGAUGGAA